AUGAAACCCUCGCCACUCGAUGGUUUAUUUUUCGUUAUUUAUGCUGUGGCCUCUGUUCUGGCUGAAACUCCAACAUCUGGGAACAAUGUAGACACUUCUGGAGAAAAUAAUUCCACGAUCAAAGACACCAAGAUGUUGGUUUGUAUCCUUUUGUGCAAGCUUAAUGAUAAGCUUUUUAACUAAUAAUGUAAUUAAUGAUUAGGACUUCUUAUAGAGACGGUGCAGUUGAAGCUUGUUCAAGUUUCCUUGACUAUCUUCGCUCGCAGAUCGUGUAGUUUUUAAAGAAAAACGUGCUCAACAAGUCGUUGCUGCAGAGAGUAUUCUAAACCUUGCUGAUUAUUCCAAGCAGUAAAAGAUGGUCGAGAUAGUACUUGAAAAAUUAUUUAAGGUAAUUAAUGUACCAAUUUACCAAUGCUACUCAGGGGGUGCACUCGUCUCUUGCUCUACUUCAACACCAACAAACCACAUAGUUUUUUUUUUUUCACAGAAUACCAGUUGUAUUAGAAAACCGCAGGUCAUCUCGGGGGGGGUGCGCACCCCCUGCACCCUUCCCCUAGAUCCGCCCCUGCUACUUUUGUCAUAAGUUCCUGGGUGAGAGCUCCAGCAUCCAGCAAAUAACCUGACUUCUUAAUAAAAUCAUUAUCACGCAUAGGUCAGAUCAGAUUCUCUUCUGUUUUAAAGCUGCAUGCACCUAGCCAGGGCACAGUUCUCUUGGGGUUUGACGGGUGAUCAUCUUAUAAGACGUGGUAUCCCAAUGAAGCAGUCUGCUGGACACCCACUUGAAUAUUUUAGCCAAAAAUCUCUCAGUACAUUUUAUAAUAGCUACCAUCUUUGCUUUCAAAAGCACUGGGAGAUUGGGCACAAUAGACAAAAUUACUGUGUUAUUGAUAUGGGCACUAUUUUAACCCGGGGGGGUGGGGGGGGGGGGUACUUUAGGAAUUUUUGGCUGGUUAUGUGUCGCUGGGACCCUGGAACCUGUAGCCUAUACCAGAGCUAGUUCAGCUGAAUUUGCUACCCUAUACUAGACUAAACUCCCAAAUCCCCCCUAUCCUAGAGUAGUUUUUAGUAGCUUUUAAACUUGCUGAUUUGAUUUUUUAAUAUUCUUGAGUGGCAAUUCCUGAUUUUCCCAGGACUAGACUAAAAUCUUCAACCAUUAUUGUUCAGUUUCCUGGAAAAUGAUACUUUAUUCUGGACGCAAACUCUCUGAUUUAUAUACCCUAUCCCAGAGUAAACUGCUUGAAAACCAUACCCGUCACAGCAGCACAUAAAAAUCAAUAAUAACUGUUUUAAACCAAGCAAAACCUUGUGCUCUCUGUCUUAAUUAACCCUCUUACAUGGAGGUGCAUAGGGAUUCAUCACCCAUUCCACCUCCACGGUCCAUGAGGGAGGAAUGAGUGACGAAUCCCUAAGGACAUAUGCAUAAGAGGCUACGUUAUCUCUUGAUGACAUUAAAAUUGCGUAGUCAGUUCACAAUCAGUUGCAAUAGCAGCUCCAUGUUUUUUUUUUAAAUUUAAAGUAUUCAAAAUAAAACUUGAAGUGAUUGAAAUAAAAUGAAAUUUAAAUGAAAAUUAUUUCAGUGUACUUUGAUGAAUUCUCAAUUUCGUUCUUUCUGCAGUAUUUCUAAUCAUUGGUCAGAAACAAAAAGAUAGUACAGACUACUAGUAUAUGUUAACUAGGCUAGGAUUAGGGUAACUUUUUUGUUUCUGUCUUUAUGAUUGGGCUAAUGGGAGGGAGACAAAGCUAAGGCAACUAAGAAUCAAACUAUGCUGAAAUCAUUUUUACCUCUGUCAAAAUUAUUUCAUUUUAAAGGUAAAGAUUAAGUCUGUAUUUCUAUCAUUCCAAUUCAAAUUUCAUUGUGAAUUACAACUGAUAAGUCUUAUCAGUUAAGUUUAUUCAGGAUUUACAGGAUGCAAGAGUCAUUAAAGUAACAGAGUCAGGAUCCCAGGACAAAGCAUUUCUCACAGAACAAGCACAGAAGGUGACCUGGCUAGAAGGCGACCUGUGUUAUAGACCAUAAUUUGCACCAAGAGGUCAUUAUGUGAUAUCGUUUUUAUAAAAAUGUAAGUGAUACAUGAUUUUACCUUUGAAAAAUUGUGAUUAUAGUGGAUCAUUACAAUUUUAAACAGUAGUGAUUUGGUUUUUCAAACCCGCAUGCGCACUGUUUCCUUAAAAUGAGUAAGAUCGCAGCUGGUCACGUGUGACUAAAAAGUGAAUUUUAAAAUUAUGAAUAGCUCUUUCUCAACACAUUAGUUUUGCACUUAAACUUCAAGGAUUUCAAAUGUUAAAAAGAUGAUGUGGUAACGUUUACAGCACUAGUUUGAGUGUUUACCAUUUAAUGUGUAACAAGAUGCAAAAGCAAGGAAAAAGUAGUUUUGGCCACAUGGGCGGCCAAUACAAAUCAAUUUCUUACUUUGUUGAAAAAAUCAAGGUUCCACAAAAAUAAUAUCUCCCUUAAAUGUGUUUCCUCUCAAAUUUUAUGUGCACUGUCAAUUUUUGAUAUCAGCAAGAUUCCAACUCGUUGUUUUAAAAAAGGAAGCAUUGGUCAUGUGAGCUCUUAAUUUAAUGCAAUUAGCGACCUAUUGAUGGUUGGUAGUUUUAAAAAUAUUAGUGAAUUAAGUUUUCAUUUUUGAACACAACUGUCAUGUCAUCAGAAGGACUAAAGUUGUUGAUUGAUCCAGUCAGCACUAGUCCUUUGGGGUUGUUUUACAGCUGAGCAAAUCAAGAUCAGGGCCAAGCAGCAGAAAAAUUUCAAGUUGAGGGGAAUUAUUCUUUAGGUAUAUCUUGACUAGUUUACUGCCUUUGACGAAGAAUACCCAUUUUUUUUAACAGCUCUGGCAAAUGUCUUAGAGAACACAGCCCUCUUUGGUGAUAUUCUUCUUCGACUUCCUGAUAUAACACAUGAGGUAAAACAAAAGAUAUUUAUUUUAAAGUUUUAAAGGCUUUUUAUUAGUCUAAAAGGUGUGUACCUGGUAACUUGAUUUUUGCUAAAAAGGAAAAGUAGCAUUUCUGCAAUAGACAUUUCCAGUCACAUGUCUGUGAACAAAGGCACCAAGGCGAGGCUUGGGAAGAAAGACAAAUACAAAGUAAUUUAAUUAAUGUAGGAAAUUGUCAGAUAUUGCAUGCCUUCACCUCACUUUCUUGCAUUUGCUCAAUGGAACACUCAAUGCAGGAAGGGUCGAUGCACAGCUGGCUGGCCACCGUCAGGUUUCAAUCAGCAGCAACAGUAGCCAGACAACAGAGGGUGGUCUGCCUGUGUCAAUCUGCUGUGCUGUUAUUAUUACUGCAGUGAGGAAAAGGCUAAUAAGGAAAAAAGGAUUUAAACAAAUUAGUAUUUGCCUGUAUGAAACUUUUGAAAUCCUUCAGUGUAUAUCACUCUUUGCCCUCCAUUCAUAACAAAACUGCUGCUGAGAGAGAAACAAAAUACAGCCAAACCUUCGUACAACAGUCACCCUUCGGAAAUGGCAUUAAGGUGACUGUUAUAUACGCGGCUGGUGACCGCUAUAUACAGGUCAACUUUGCAGAAAAUAUAAUAAAGGCAACUGGAAAGUUUUGGAAGUUGUCCAGUGACCAUAAUAUACAGGGUGCCUGCUAUAUACAGGGUGACCGCUAUAUACAGGUCAACUUUGCAGAAAAUAUAAUAAAGGCAACUGGAAAUUUUGGGAAGUUGUCCGGUGACCGUAAUAUACAGGGUGACCGCUAUAUACAGGGCAGUUAUAAUACAGGUUUGACUGUAUUACUUUCAUUACAAAGCAAGAAAGAAACUAAAUCGAACACCUCCAUGUGGGUAGGAAUUACUGCUUAUGGUGAUUUCAAACAGGGUUUGUUAAGGCUGCCGGAAGUAUAGCUGUCCGCUUACCUGAGUUCCUUUUUUUUUUCUUAUUUGUUUUGCAAAAUAGUUAGACUGCGUUAUAAUAAUAUUUUUUCAAGGGGCUGUGUCACGACCGUCUAGUUUAUUUUGUCAAUAGGAAACUUAAGCAAAGGGGUUGUUGAGCGGUGCACGUUAACCGGAAGUAGACUUUUUACAUUCCUGAGCAGUGGUUUUGCCAAAAUUUUCAGUUAAAUCAUCUCUACAAGUGUAAAGAAACUAAGCGAUGCAAAUUUUAUAGCAUCAAGGCGUAUUAAAAGAGAAAAGUCCUGACUUCCGGUUGACGUGUGUCUCUCAAGAAAGUAAAAACGCCUUUGCUUAGCUCUCUAAUUUUGCCAAUUACGUGUUCUUAUUUGCUGUGGAACUUCAGAAAUUACUUGUAAAUGGCAACAUCACAGCUUUAUGUCAAACAAAUAUGUCUCCCAGGCAUUAUAUCAAACGUUACAAAAAACAAAAACGAACUUUUGUUAUGCUAGCACUUUUUCAAAAACGAUAAUCGCCAUCUGUUCCCGAGGUGGGGGAACUCCCCAUAUGAAAGGGGUGGGGAUGCUUGUCGUCUCGCUUAGGGGUGUAAAUUUCGGAGUUUGGUCUCACUUAGGGUGUUCUGGGCAAAACGCCAUCAUAUUUAGCCGUGAAGGUCUCGUUUAGGGUUGCACGCGAAAAAAUAUAAAUAUAUAUAUAUUGUCUGUGUUUUAAUAUGGUGUCUUUUAGGGGUCGAAAAAAGCUUGAGCCACGCCCAGAUCGGUCUCCUUUAGGGGUUUAAUUCAAAAUUUCCGACGAGCAUCCCCACCCCUUUCAUAUGCGGAGUCCACCCUUCCCCCCGGCUUCUGUUGCUCACGUCUUAAGUUUGUUCUCCUUUUUUAUUUGCUGUGUUAUUUCUACCUUUGUUUCAUGUUUUAAGCAGUUAUUGAAAUAUUUCACUUAAUUUUGUGACGGUUCUCUUUGUUUGAAUUUUGAUUUAUUUUAUGUCACAGCUCCUUUGAGCCGCGGCUACCUUGGUCGUUCAUCACAGCUCCUUUAAGCCCUACCUUGGUUGUUCAUCAAAAACUACAGUUGAGCCUCUCUGCAACGGCCAUCUUGGUGACAGAAGAAAAUGACAAUUGUAGAGACGAGGCUGUUAGUGGAGGCUUCACGGUAUAACGGCAACCUCUCUCCAACGGCCAUUUUUUUUGGCGGACAGUCCAUACAUUCACAUAUGUUUCAUCCUCUCUACAAUAGCCACUUUCUUCUGUUCCCAAGGGUCCCCUGGGAAACAAGGGCGGGGUCCAGUUAAGUCUUCUAACACACGUAAGUCAGUGAGUACGUACCGAAAACGAAGUUUGUGUUCCUCUCUGAACCUGUCUCUCAUCUCAUUGAAUUCCCUUUCUUCAAGGGCAAUGCGUCCCAUAUGCCAUGCCGACAAAACCUUUCUGGCUUGCUCCUCUGGGUUUGGCACAGCUUUCAGUCUUAGUUCUUGAAGGGACAUCAUUUUCGAUUAAGAAACAACGUAUAACGGUAAAGCGAAAUGAGGCUUAUUUCAUGCUUCUUUUUUUUCUAACUGUUGGCUUUUCUUUCAUUGGUGCUUUUUGGAUUCCCCUGCGACUUUUUCCAACUUUAUUGGUGUAGCCUAUUCCGUUGUGUUUUUCACACACCUAGCAUUUGCACAGAGCACAUGGCAAGACACGCUCUGUUGUGCUGUUUUUACUAACGAAGCAAUGAAAUACAAAGGCUUAGUAGACCCAAAAAACAAGCCGUUCGGCAUCCUGCUACCUUUCGAGGUGCAAGUAAUCAUUAUGUUCCGGACCCGAUGUUUUAUGACAAAUGACAGAAGGACAAAAAUGAAUGAAGAAUUAACCCGCCUUCCCUGUUUCCUUUGCACAUCUAUUCCAAUGUCCGUGGCAUUUUCGUUUUCAAGCGGCUACAAACGUUUUCCUUUCCAAACCUUAUCCUCGCUUUUACGGUUGUCCCCACUGUUUCAGAAGGAACACACAACAAGUGUCGGUAUGUGUGUUCAUCUAUUUCCCUUCAGUUUUAUUUCAUGCUUACCACUAACAUUUUGUUUUUUUCUUGUAGAUUGAUAUGAUUGUCGCCAUGGGAAACGAAGAUAAACUACAUGAGGCAAGAUUGGCCCAUAUUUUGCAGUUAUUUAGACAGGCUCAUCCAGAGAUACAGCUCUGUGUCGAAUUACCAGCACACGGCAAGAGACAAAAUCAGAUGGUUAAGGAUAGUUUGUACUUUUUGUUAGACUAUUUACACGACAGACAUUCUCGUUUACCAGCUGCCCUUUCCUUUAUUUUGUAAUUUUGCGAUUGAUAUUUUUAAACAUGUAAUGUGGCGUUUGAUAUGUUUACACAUUACAUAUUUUUAUUCCUUUCAUUGCAUUUUGCGUCAUAUGUUUUACUGACUACUCUCACGUGUCUCUCCUUCUUAUUUCUGACUCUUUCCGACCCCUUCCGAUGAUCACCCGAGCCUCGUUUUAGCUUCUUUUAGUUUUCUGUAUGUUGGCUAAACUCUUUCGUUGGUUAAUUUCAAUUCCCCAGCGACAUUUUUAGUCUCGAUUGGUUUAGUCUGUUCCCUUGUGUUUUUCACACACCUAUCAUUUGCAUACAGCACAUGGCAAGACACUGUUUUUGCUAACAAAGCAAUGAAAUACAAGGGUUUAGUAGACCCAAAAAACAAGCCGUUCGGCAACCUGCUACCUUUCGAGGUGCAAGUAAUCAUUAUGUUCUGGACACAAUGUUUCAUGACAAAUGACAGAAGGACAAAAAUGAAUGAAGAGUUAACCCGCCUUCCCUGUUGCCUUUGCACAUCUAUUCCAAUGUCCGUGGCAUUUUCGUUUUCAAGCGGAUACAAACGUUUUUCUGCUGCUAUGGAUACCAAACCUUAUCCUCGCUUUUACGGUUGUCCCCACUGUUUCAGACGAAAAACCAAGCAAUACUCGGUACGUUUGAACAUUUCGGUUUUAUUUCGCAAUUCAUUUGCCCUUUGUUUUCGGGGAUUAGUCGCCAUCUUAUUUACGUCAAUGACUAUUUCACAAUCCUUUACCUUCAAGCAAUAUUUCUUAAACACAAUUUUUCUUCUAGAUUGAUAUGAUUGUGACAGAGAACAAGCAUGAAAAGAAAUUCAACGAUGCUAGAAUCGCUCUCAGUUUAGAUUUACUGGGCGACUAUUACGGUCCUUCCAUUCCAUUGUACCAAUAUCCAGUUUAUGGAACGCAAGGAAAUCCUGUCAUUCUCGAUUUAUUUGUAAAUGGAUUUCUUUUUGACUGGCUGAUCGACUUUUAUUCCAGUAUCUCUCCAGACUUUUCUCUGACUUUAUAAUACUUGUAAUUUUAUUAAACCAAUUUUUCACAAUGUUUUUUGUUACUGCGCAGGGAACACUUCUUCUCCCACAUGUGUAAGUUGACUCAACUGAUUACACAAAGAAGUUCGCGUCCUCCUUAAGUAUAAUAACUACUCAAGUGUCUCUCCUUCUUGCCUCAUGACAUCAUCCCUCAUUAACAUAAUUCCGAGCCCUCUCGGAAGGCUUCCGACCGCACCCAAGCCUCGUUUUAAGAUAUUUCCGAUUUCCCCCAACAAUAGAUCGAAAUAUCCUCUAGACCAAUCAGAAGGCUCGAAAGACAAUAGACCUCCUAUCUAGAAGAAUGGGGACCCAACAGACUACGGAUUGCUGCUUACACACUUUCAACUCGCUCAAUAUCAAGUUAGUUGAGAUUUCCUCGAGGUGAAUUCGACAGACCUGACCUAAGUUCAGGACGAGAAAUAAGAAAUCCCCCUCCUGUGUUUACCUCCUCCAUAAAGCGUCGCAUCAGGACAUUUUACGUCACGUACAGUGGCAGCAAAGAAACGUACCGAAGGUGUCAUGCACGUGCAGAGUUGUUUUGCUUAUGAAACCUGUUAAUUUUUUUGUCGAUCUCGUUGCCGUCGCCUUCGCCUUCGUCUUUAGUUCUCUUCAAUGAGAAAUGUAGUGUAGAAUUCCUCAAUAUAAGCACCUCUAUAAUACGGACACCUCUCUAUGGCGGACCUUUUUACGGUCCCUCCCCUCCCCCAAACUUCUUACAGUGUUGACCUCUAUAAUGCAGACACCUUUGUACUGCGGACAGUUGUGUCUUUGUUUUGAUCCUUUUGACUCUGGUAAAACCUCUCCCUGGGAAAAACUCUAUGCUACGGGCACCUCGGUAUAUCAGGGAGAGCUCUAUUGGUUCGAGAGAAUCCCUACCUCUACAAUACGGACAUCUCUGUAUCAAUUGGUUUAAGAGAUGCUAAUUCACACAAUCCCUACCUUUGUAAUAAGGACACUGCAGUAACGCGGACGCUUCCCUCUGUCCUUGUGGUAUCCGCAGUGACAAACUACCACCACAUUGUUUCUCCCCAAACAGGAUAGCCCCUUAAAACCUCACUAAUGCUGCCACAUUGUUUGGCCUUCGAGUAGUCGCAUGAACGGGUUUCAUGGUUUUUUUCUAUUUCCUAUUGUUAACUUGGGCUUCAUUGAAUGUGUUAACCCUUCUUCAACUUCACCAUUUUCUAGAUCUCUCUGAUGUCUUGCACAAGCUCCCCGAAACAUUUAUUGCCUUAGAGCACAGCUUCAUGGAAUUCACGAAGCCGUCAAGGUAAAGCCUGGUUUCGUUAUAAGGCAACCAGCUAACCUGUUUCAAGGUCUUAGGUAGUCGGAACGAGCAAAAAAGAGAGCGAGCGGAGAAAAAGAAAAGACAGAGGACUGGGAAGGAAGGUGGAAUGGAGAGGGCUUUUCCGCCCUGUUUUUUCCCAGUCCUUGACUGUUGUGUGCAGGAAAUUAUGGUUUCCUUUGCCCAGGCCCUAUUCGGCGUUUUCCCACGCCUUCUCGGUCAAUCAAUUGGUAACGUAACCGAGGAAAACGGGUGGACCACGAGACACGAAGCGUAUUGGCCGCACGGAAUAAUGAGGCUUAGGGGACCAGGUAAUGAUUUCCCCAAAUUGUCCUGAUUACCCACCAACACGUCAGAAUUAUAUAAAUAUGAUCGUCGCGUUCGCCUGAAAACAGCUUGAGGCGGAGCUGACGAUGAAAUGGGAACUACGCUUUAGGUUUUGGUAUAUUUAAGCAAACAGGGUUCAUAGAAGUCCUAAAAAGGGAUCCACAUUAUACGAGCUCUGAACACAGAAAACAUCAGUUAAAUGAUUAUGUUGCAGACUGAACCUUUACCCAUAAAUUAGUUCAUCUUUCGCUUUAAAAGGACUCUGAUGUUGUCGUCAGGAGCAAUAUGAAUGAAAAACAAAACAGAUUUAUUGUAUCAGUGGCGACAAAAAAUGUUCUAGUUCUUUUGUUUAAGAAAUACUCUAUGCACGCACUAAAACUAUUUACCGUCGUCUCUUACCGCGGAUAAUGAUCUGGAAGUGAAUCGCAACUCAAAUAAAAAACAUAACCUUUUUAACUAGUUUUAUUCAGGGGCACCCAACGAAUAUUUUUCUGAAAAUGAGCCGUUAACUACAGAAAACGAAAAUUUAGACGCUUUUAAGGCAUUUUCAAGCGCUUUUCUGUGUUGCUGGAAAGAAUUUAUCUGUUCCUCACUCCCAGCAGGUUAGAUGGCUAUUCUCCCAGCCAGCAGAGCGGCCUUUUCCAUGUUUACCAGCCAGCUGAAAAAAAAAAAAGGUAUUCAAAUAAGCGCCGCAGGGUUGCUUGGAAAUUGCGGCGCUGAUUCGAGUAUAUACGGUCACAAUUAAUAACACACAGCCUUAUCUCUCGCUUGUCAACCAGGAAUAACAACAACUAUAAUGGUAAUGAAAAAGGAACGUCACUAAGCCUUCCCUAGAUGUACCUUUUGUGAAUCCUAUUCAGUCCAACUUAAAUAUAAUACAUCAGGCGGUUUAAUAGGUUUUGACAACGGUGAACUCGCGCUCCGCCGAAACUGGAAUGUUUUAAUUAAGAAUUUUUUAACAGUUGUGUAACACUAUUAUGUAAGAUGGACGAAAAGAAUGCACUUACCAAGAACAUGCAGAUAUAACACUUUAUCGUGCCUAUUGGCAACCUUAAGAUACCUUUCCUUUACACCCCGAUAAGUUUGAUCUGCAGUUGGUGCUUCCACAAAAAACCUAAAACACUUAAAUCUAAAAACAAGGAGAAAAAGAACCAUUAGAUGAAUAUUAAAGAAAACCUACUAAAUCCAGCUGAAAGAGGUGUAAAAUAUAAUUACAACAGACAAGUGUUUUUUUGUUUAAAAAAAUAAUACAUAAUAAUAUAAAAUUCUCUCCCUAAGAAUGAAUGGAAUGUUGCUAUCAACAUCAUCCAUCACGGGCAUGUAGAGAGGUUUAAUUAAAUCAACUUUUCCCAAAUUUGGUUAUAUUUUCUGAAAACAUGGUUGAAAUUGCAUUUCUCUUCUUGUCUGUAUGUUAAAGCUUUUUCCUUAAAACAGUUUUAUUGAGUAUUGAAUAAUAUUCGAUUUUUUUUCUUUUAAGAAUUCUCGUGAAAAUUAUACAAACACGUCUCUUGAUCGUACAUUAUUGACCUUUCUUUUCUUUCUUUUUUCAUAUGAAAUCAUUUUUUCUCUUUUUUUGUCUCGAAGAUAUUAGCGUAUUAUUCAAGAUGACAUCAAUUUAAGAUUGUUGUUUUUUUUCUCCAUAUAGUUUUUUUGGGACUCCGGUAUUACUGCGCUUUUCAAAAACACGAACUCUGAAGUUCAAAAGCCGCCUUCACAAUUGGGUGUUUUUCACUGCCGUCAAUCAUAAUUAGGAUCACAAGCAACGAACCUUGAAACACACAAACACACAAAUCACAAACCAUGACCUUUUCAAUCCGUUGAAGUAAACUUCUGUUUCCUAACAGAUCCGCUAAGAUGAAUGACGGUAAACGUGAGUUGGCUUUUGAACUUCAGUAAUCGGGUGUUUAUGAAAAGCGCAGUGAGAGCCUAAAGUUAUAAUGAGUAUCUGAAACAUUUUUUUAUUAUUGCACCAGGUUCAAAAGGAACAAUAUCCAGGUGAAUAUCUUAACUACAGAAGAGCUUAUUUCAAGGACACCACAGAUGUAUCUUCAAGCGUCUUAA
Molecule: messenger RNA, 10856 nt
Organism: Porites lobata
Lineage: Eukaryota; Metazoa; Cnidaria; Anthozoa; Scleractinia; Poritidae
Source: the annotation of a GenBank genome assembly